Messenger RNA from Podarcis lilfordi (Lilford's wall lizard), 13192 nucleotides. The record is from the annotation of a GenBank genome assembly. NCBI's taxonomy places the organism in Eukaryota, Metazoa, Chordata, Lepidosauria, Squamata, Lacertidae.
UUGAGCGCGUCGGGAACGGGCGCAUGCGCAAAUCCCCGGCGGUCUCGCGCGGGGUGCGUGUUGCGUUAAGGCCUUUUCUCUUCCGGCGCGUCGUGCGGGCAUCUCCUCGGUCGAGUCCGGUUCGGUAGAAGAAGGUCUCCUGCGGCGGCGUCGGUCGGGGUUCGGAAGGGCUAGAAGAAGAAGCCUCGAGCGGGUGACCGGCGGGCGGGAUGUCGGGGCCUACGGCAGGUUCGGCGGGCUCGGCCCGAAAGCGGCUGCUGAAGGAGGAGGACAUGACCAAAGUGGAGUUCGAGACCAGCGAGGAGGUGGACGUCACCCCCACCUUCGACACCAUGGGCCUCCGCGAGGACCUCCUGCGCGGCAUCUACGCCUACGGUGCGCGCGCGGAGCCGGCGGGGGGGGGGCUGGCCGCGCCGCCCUUUCCGCGGAAGUAGGGCGGGAGGGAAGGGAAGGGAAGCAGCUCUCCGCCCCCCCCCCGGACGGUUUCGGCCGUUAUUCUUACUUGCGUUCGGUGCUUUUUAUGUAUCCUCCUCUGCCCAGGUAGGCGCCGGUGUGAGAUUUAAAUAACGGCGUUAAGAUUCGAAACCAAUUCAAAGGAAUACUAUAUAAGAUUUAAUAAUAAUAAUAAUUUAUACCCCGCCCAUCUGGCUGAGUUUCCCCAGCCACUCGGGGCGGCUCCCAAUCAAAUGUUUAAAACAGUACAGCAUUAAAUACUAAAAACGUCCCUAAACAGGGCUGCCUUCAGAUGUCUUUUAAAGAAAAGAUAGCUGCUUAUUUCCUUCACACCUGAAGUUUGGUAGUUGUUGUUCUCUUUGACAUUUGGUGGGAGGGCGUUCCACAGGGAGGGCGCCACUACCGAGAAGGCCCUCUGCCUGGUUCCCUGUAACCUCACUUCACACAAUGAGGGAACCGCCAGAAGGCCCAUGGCGCUGGAUCUCAGUGUCUGGGCUGAACGAUGGGGGUGGAGACGCUCCUUCAGGUAUACAGAACCAAGGCCGUUUAAAUGUAGUACCAUUGUAAUUCGUCCCCACGUGUUUUUUCAUUGGGUUAUUUGUUUUACUUCCAUGAAAUUUAUACGCCGCUUGAUAGUAAAAACAAAGUGAAUUCCUCGAAGCAGCGAAGUCUCCUGCUUAAUAUCAAUUGGCAGGGUGUUCCACGGUGUAAGCGCCGCCACACUCAAUGAUCAAGUUCAUACAAAUGCGGAAUGGGUAUUAUGUAGCACCUGUAGCAGUGCCUAAAUAAACUUUUAGUAUGUAUUGUAUUGCUACUGCAUUCCAAAACAUCAGCUACAUCAGUUUUAACGGGCACACUGGUUUUUGUGUAUUUUUUGGGGGGGCGGUGUCAUUCCUUUUUGUUGGUCUAUCAAAGUCUACACGACACAAUACAAAAGGAAAAGGUGAAGAGGGUUGUGAUGAGAAUUGCUGUUGGAAAGUGUGCCCAAGAUAGGAUUUGUUCUGAAAUAAAUCUCACUUCAAGCAUAUAAAGCAGUGGUGCUGCUGGACUUGAGCUCUGAUCUGCCCCAACUACAACGGGGUGAUGGGACUUCUAGUCUAACAGCACCUGGAAGGUACCAUGUUAGCUACCCUGGAUUUGUUUCUUCCUCUUUUCUCCCAUAAAUGCAAAAGCUUGUAUCAGAUUUAAACCAUACUCAAGAGUAAACCAGUUGAAAUCAGUGGACUUAAGUUAGUCAUUAUUUAAGUCUGCUGACUUCAGUGGGUGUACUCUGAAUAUGAUAGUUUGAUACAACCCUUUGUUAUUUACGGAGACAUCAAACCCAACUUUCCCUUCUUGGUCAUUUGUAGCUGCGUCCCUCAUUGAAUUUUUACUUUGUGAAUUUAGAGAUGUGCGAAGUUUGCAGAUUGUCGUUGGCCACUUUCAUUCCCAAAUAAUAAAUGUUGGCACCUGACUGUCACUUUUUCCUUCCUCUCCCCAGUCUCCUCCCUAGCUCCUAUUACUUUUUAAAAUUGAGUGCCAACAGCUAUAGAUUUCAGUUCUUUGGUUUCUAAAUGUUGGUUUUAUAACAGUAUUGCUCUGGCCAAUGUUUUUAAGGUACAUUGUGUAAUUGGAAGGGGAAUCUAACCUUUACAAAUGAAUUUUGUAGGUUUUGAGAAGCCUUCAGCUAUCCAGCAGAGAGCUAUCAAACAGAUCAUUAAAGGAAGAGAUGUGAUUGCACAGUAAGUGAAAUUGCACACACACACACACACACACACACACACACACGACUUUGGGAUAUUGUCAGACUAAGAAUGCAAAUAGUUUAUUGAAUAAUAAGAGUUGGAAGGGACUCCAAGGGUGAUCUAGUUCAACCCCCCGCAAUGCAAGAAUCAUAGGUAAAGCAUCCUUGACAGAAGGUAAUUCAACCUCCGCUUAGAAACUUGCAAUAAAAAAAUGGGUUCCUAUUUAUUUAUUUUAAAAGUAAUAGCAAUCCACUUAAAACUCCCCACUCUAAAGGGAGUCAAGGUCUGCCUCACAGGAUUGCAGUGUGUGUGUGUUGGUCCUCCACCUCAUCCACACAAGCCCUGCCCCAACUCACCAGCUUCAUGCUUUACUCAGCUCUUUCCAUGUUCUUUAAUUGUAAGGAACGAUGCUUUUGAAUGCACAGGACUAGAGUAACUCCAAGAGGGCAAUUUAUGGCAUGUUUACUGAAAACUAAAUCCCAUUGGGUUCAUUGGGACUCGCUCACUAGUAAGCAUGUGUAGAACUGCUGUCUCCGUGAACCAUUUAGAAAGAGAUGCCUUUACUUGGUGUCUUUUACUCUCUGGCACAAUCCCAUCCAGCUAUAAUUCUUACCUGUAGGUAUAGUUUUUCAUAGAUUAAGGUUACCAGACAUCCCCAUUUCCCAGGGACAGUCCCCAGAUUUACAAAUCAGUCCCCAUACAAAAUCCAUUGAAGUUGAAAAGUGUCCCUGGAUUCAAUGAAAACAAUCUGGUAAUUUUAUCAUAGAUGGCAUUCAUAGGUAGCUGUAGGUGACCUCCCACAUUGAUCUCAUUGUGACCAUAUACCUAUAACUGUCUAAAAUUAGAAUCUAGGUGUUCAGGGGAAUUCUCACUUAUUUUGCAUGUAAGUUCUAGUAUUAGCUUUAUCUAUUGUAAACCACUUUUAUCUUAGGUUAAAUAAGCUGUAAUGCAGAUAAUCCCAGUAGACAAAGUUUGUUCCAUUUAGAAUUGAUUAGCACAGUACAUAUAUUGGUCUUAAAUUUUAUUUGGAGGCUGGUCUCAGGUGGAUUUGCAUAUCUGGUUUCAUUAAUGGAUAAUCUGUCAAAACUAUUUUGAUAGUACUCAACAAGGUUAAUAUUGUAUAUGGUGAUAUUUAUUGCUUAUGUUUUCAGACACAGCUAUUAAAAAUACUAUUCUUUCUAGAUCACAGUCUGGAACAGGCAAAACAGCAACGUUUUCCAUCUCCGUUCUACAGUGUCUGGACAUCCAGGUACCUUUGGAACACAAAUACUCAACACUUACUUUUGAAGAUGCAAAUAGUGUUCUGACUAGUUAUAGUAUAUAAUCUCAUUGUCUUAACAUUGACCAAUGACAGCGUUCCAGAUUAAUUCCAUUUUUUGAACAUUGGAUUCCAUCCCAAAUACUCUAUACAUGCUUUGUCUCAUUAAGAGAGAUCAUAAGUUGAUAUGUGAACACUUCAAAUAACUUUUUAGAAGGAAUGAAGGCUGCAACACUUAAACUGUUUCAUUUCAAUCAGGUUCGUGAAACGCAAGCAUUGAUAUUGGCACCUACCAGAGAAUUGGCAGUACAGAUUCAGAAGGUAAGCAAAUCUUAUACAAGAUUGUAACUUAUGAAAAUGGAAGGCUGCAGCAUCUCUAGGCCCUGUGACAAGCUCUGUUCUCCUUCCACUACAAGCAGCUCAGUUAUCUCAGGUGGGCGCAGCAUUAUAUUGAAGCCUCAGUGCCCUGUGGAUGCUUCUAGAGUGGCUGCAAAUGUUUCUGCAACUGCCUAAACAGAAUGGUGCUGCAUACAAGCGCCCUUACACUUAGCACAAUCCCAGUGGUCUUUCCUGAUUUAAAUUCUGAAAGCCCAUAAUUUGCCUACAGUAAAGGUAAAGGUACCCCUGACCAUCAGGUCCAGUCGUGACCGACUCUGGGGUUGCACGCUCAUCUCGCUCUAUAGGCCGGGAGCUGGCGCUUGCCCGCAGACAGCUUCCGGGUCACGUGGCCAGCGUGACUAAGCCGCUUCUGGCGAACCAGAGCAGCACACGGAAAUGCCGUUUACCUUCCCGCCGGAGAGCGGUCCCUAUUUAUCUACUUGCACUUUGAGGUGCUUUCGAACUGCUAGGUUGACAGGAGCUGGGACCGAACAACGGGAGCUCACCCCGUCGCGGGGAUUCGAACUGCCGACCUUCCGAUUGGCAAGUCCUAGGCUCCGUGGUUUAACCCACAGCGCCACCCGCGUCCCGUUGCCUACAGUAGCUUCUUGUAAUUAGCAGCAAGUCUCAGGCAGGGUUUGAGAACACAGGAUUGCAGCAACCUUCCAAAUGCUAAGCAAGUUUGUAUUGGGUCAGUGCUUGGAUGAAAGACUGCCAGGGAGCCCUUUGCAUGCCGCCUGGAGUUGUAUGAUAGAAGAAAAGUAGAAUAGCAGUGUGAUGUAUAUAGAAUGCAUUGCACCAUUUAGCACUUUUGAAUCUAUCGAACAGCUGUAGAAAUGGCUGCAGCAACAAGACAAAAGAAGUCAAACACUCUUGACUUUGAAAAUGAAAUAGUAUUUACAUACAGGAGAAUGCGCCUCUUCAGUCUCUGACACAUGCAUUCGCAGGAGAUGUCAUGGCUCUUGCCAGGGUCCCUGGUUCAGUUACUGUUUGGGUUGUGUAGUACCCUUGAAUAUAAGCUGUUUGUGUGCUUGCUCCUGCAGGGGCUUCUUGCUCUUGGUGACUACAUGAAUGUCCAGUGUCAUGCUUGUAUUGGUGGGACCAACGUUGGUGAAGACAUCAGGAAGCUGGAUUACGGACAGCAUGUUGUUGCUGGCACACCGGGGCGUGUAUUUGGUGAGAAGAUUAAUUUUAUUAAGGAAAACCAAAGAAUUUGCCUUAAUGUGUUGAGUAGAUGCUUGUAAGCUUUAUGUUCAAGAUACUUUUCAGUCCUUAGUUCUGUGCUCCAGGUGUGGAACUACAGCUGUGGUUCUCUUACCCUGUCCUCCCCAUUCCUCCCUUAUUCUGCACUUUGUCUUAGUUUUAAACAAUCUAUGAAAGCACCAUAUAAACAGAAAUGCAACUACAGAAAAUUAGGUUAAGUAGUGCUGUUGCUUUGUAACUUUUGUAUAAUCAGAUUUUUUGUGUGCUUGGUAAGUAUACCACUGCUGUCAUAAUCCCAAUUGAGAUCAGACUCCCUUUGCUCCUCUGAGCCAUCAGUUUGCAGAAUAAGAAGUGACUCUCAGCAUCUCUGCUAGAUCCCUGUUUCUUGACGCAAACCUGAAAUCUUUCAGAUAUGAUCCGUCGCAGAAGUCUAAGAACUCGUGCCAUCAAAAUGUUGGUUUUGGAUGAAGCUGAUGAGAUGCUCAAUAAAGGUAAAGAAUUAUUUUAACCCCAGUGUCCUAAACUUUUGUUGUGGAUGCAAGUCAUGGGUUUUUUUCUAUAAAAAUCCAAAACAUGUUUGCCUAAAAUGUCGGAGCAAUGUGUGUUUUUCUGUCAUACAAAUACUUGGAAACUCCUUCCAGGUGGCAUCGGGGGGGAGUUCCCGCGGGCUCACAAGGCUUGAGGGCGGCAGCCUGUUAUGGGGGCUGGGGUUGGGGGAAGCUUGGGCUUCCCCUGCCCCAGCCCCGCGGCUGGGGGGGGGGAAUAUAUUUUUUUUAUUCAUUCCCCCCCCCAAAAAAAAACAACCCGAGGUGCGUCCUAUGGGCCAGUGCGUCCUAUAGGGCGAAAAAUACGGUAUUCGGUAUAAGAACUCCGCAAAACCGGAAGUAGUGUUCCAGUUAGCGAAUUUUACCUCGGUCUACGAACAGAAACAAAACAGUGGAAGGCACCGGUGGCGGGAGGACUCAUUAGGGAAAGUGCGCCUUGAUUUAAGAACGGCUUUGGUUUAAGAAUGGACUUCUGGAACGGAUUAAGUUUAUAAACCGAGGUACCAGUGUACUUGUUAAUUAUCGGCAAGGCACCAAAUAAUUAUUUGGUGAGUAGGCAGGAAAAAUCUAUGGCCAAAUGUCACCUGCAGCUAUAGCCCCACACACACUGAAGCUUUAUGCCAUAACAUUAAAGCAAGUGUGAGUGCACCUUACCUUUUUAGAUUGAAGGGGUAAAGUGAUGAAAGGUGAGUUUGAGCUCCAUGUCGGGCAAAAGAUUUUUGCAUUGCAGAGGGUUGGACUAGAUGAUCCUCGUGGUCUUUUUCCAACUCUUCAGUUCUACGAUUGCCAGUGCUUCAUUCGUUAACAGCUUGCAGAACUGCUAGCUUGUAUUUUGUUUGAUUGCAAGUCACUUUGGGUUGUCCUGGGCAAUAUAAAAUGACUAAAUGCUCCUGCCAACCUAGCAGUUCAAAAGCAUGGCAGUGCAAGCAGAUAAAUAGGUACCGCUGUGGCAGGAAGAUAAAACAGCAUUUCCGUGCACUCUGGCUUCUGUCACAGUGUUCCAUUGCGCCAGAAACGGUUUAGUCAUGCUGGCCACAUGACCCACAUGUCCUGUGGACAAGUGCUGGCUCCCUCGGCCUGAAAGCGAGAUGAGCGCUGCAAUCCCAUAGUCACCUUUGACUGGACUGGGAUCCUUUACCUUUUUACCUUUACCUAUGUCAAAUGAGCCUCACCAUUUCAGCAGACAGCCAGCAAUACUCCUACCCAAGCAGUUUCUGGGGUACUCUGGGCUUAAGUUGCCUGAGGCUUUGUAAAGGAAUACAGAGACCUUAAACCUUGUUUGGUAGUAAAUGGGCAGCCAGUCCAUUCUGCACCAGCUGGAGCUUCCAGACCAAGCCCAACAGAGUGCAUUGUAAUCCAGCCUAGAGGUUACCAACACAUGGACUAUAGUGAUCGGGCAUGGAGGAAACAAAUUUGGAGUGGCUUUGGUUGUAAUAAAUGUGCACCAAGGUACAAUAAGGUUCUCAAAUGUACCCUCUCUUGUUUGGUUGGUUCAUCUAGGUUUUAAAGAGCAAAUUUAUGAUGUGUACAGAUACCUUCCUCCAGCAACACAGGUGGUUCUGAUCAGUGCCACCUUGCCACAUGAGAUAUUGGAGAUGACCAACAAAUUCAUGACUGACCCCAUCCGCAUUCUGGUCAAGCGGUGAGUGAGUGAGUUUGAGUUUAGCUCACGUUGGUGCUUCCUCUUAUAUUAGUAGUUCUGAAUCUGAUGACAGUGACAGUGUUAAAUAUCUGAAGUAUUUUCUCUGAAUGCAUUUGGUUGUUUCCUUCCUGAUCCUUGUCCUGCUGUCUAAAUUCUUCUGGAGGGUAUGAAAACUGGGAUUUUGGCCCCAUUGGGUUUUCUUGAGGCAGAUACAAAAGUGUUUUGUAAACAUUGUACUUAGCAUUUGUAUAGCACUUUGCCUGCAUAUUCAAAAAGCACGCUGUAAGGCAUGUCAUUGUUAUCCCCAUAUUACAAAUGGGAAGGUGCAAACAGAGGCUGAGAGGUUAUUGACUACCCUAAGGCCACUUAAUAGGUUUGUGGCUCAGGUGGGGACUUUCCAGCUCUUAUCCACCACAUUGUGUCACUUCUCUUUGCCUUGUUAAUUGCAGAAUCAACUACUGAGUUUUAAAAUUGGACAGAUUUGCACUAUAUUACCAUCUGACAAUUUAACUAUAGGCAUUCCUGUAGACUUGAAUGGGCAGUUCUAGAGAAUAACACUGCAGUGAUAAAUGUUCAGUUUUAUAAAUGUAAUGUCUUUAACAAUUUAAAGUCAAUCAGCUCAAAAUUUCAACCCCCUCCUGUCUCAAUCCAGUGAUGAGUUGACUCUAGAAGGGAUCAAACAGUUCUUUGUGGCAGUGGAGAGGGAAGAAUGGAAGUUCGAUACAUUGUGUGACCUGUAUGACACACUCACCAUCACACAGGCUGUCAUCUUCUGUAACACCAAGAGAAAGGUGCGUCAGCAACAAACAAUGCCUGAUUUAGUCAAGUCAUGAUUCAUGUUGGCGCUGACAGUUGGGCAGAACUAAAACUAACUUUUUUUGGAGGAUUACUCCUGCCAAAUUUAAAAAUUAACUGACUGCUCCCUGGCUCAGGUUGACUGGCUGACUGAGAAGAUGAGAGAAGCAAACUUCACUGUUUCAUCCAUGCAUGGUGACAUGCCCCAGAAGGAAAGGGAGUCCAUCAUGAAAGAAUUCAGAUCUGGGGCAAGGUAUGGCAGUAAUUUUUGAAUAUAGCAGGGAUGGGGGAACAUUUCUGGAAAGAGAGCCACGUUAUCCUACUGGAUAGGUGUUAGGGUCCCCCCCCCCAACAGCGGGCAGAGCAGGACCCAGAAUUGGACAGAACAAGAUCCCAAGCUAUUUCCCAUGGACACAGAAGUAUAUAUAUAAUUAUUAAAUCCAUUCACGUUUCACCUUUCCCCAGAGACUUUUACCAAGGUUGUGUGUGUGUUUUAAGUUGGCCAGUACCCUUUGUCUCUCCUCGCUUUGCAAAAGGCAAAAAGAACAGGGUUAUCCUAGCAGAAGAAUGCAGAUAGAAUGAAUGCACAGCUGAACAAGUCUUGUGAAGUAGCUGCAUAGAACUUUGAAAUGAAAUUUCAUCCUGAAAAUUGCAUGCAUGCCAUUAUAAAAUCAUGGACAACUCUUUGCAUAUUUGCAGAAAACACAAGUCUGUGAAGACAUUUUCCUUUCUACUUGGAUCUUUUGCAGUAAUUUUUGCAGACAAAGGAACAAGUGUAAUUUAUGAGGGUCUCUGCAAUUCAAUAACUGCUUUUUUCUUUUUCUUUAUACAGCCGAGUUCUUAUUUCUACAGAUGUUUGGGCUAGAGGGUUGGAUGUUCCUCAGGUGUCCCUGAUUAUUAACUAUGACUUGCCAAACAACAGAGAAUUGUAUAUACACAGGUAAGUGUGCACGUAUAUUAAACUCUUAUUUUGCAAUGGGAAGCUUUGAAAAAGAUUUUGGGGGAGUAGCUUUCCCUCUCCAGUUGUCUAAAAAUGGGGGAGCAAGUGAAAAGGGAGAUACUUGGAUGUUUUGGGGGGACACUUAAGAUUUCUUCCAGAAAAAAUGAUGGAAGAUUUCAGAAUAUAGUGUUUAACAAAGAAAAUGCUCCUGCUUUUUAAAGUCCUUCACAAAACUUAUAUUUAACAUGAAAGAUGUGCCUUUUAAAAAACUUGUAAGAUGAAUUGUUGUAUAGAAUAUAUGGCACAUGUCCAUCAUUAGUAGUUUUUUGGUUGGUUGAAGUUGUUUUUUGGUUGCCCUGAGCAAGAUAAAUGUAAACAAAUGUAAAAAAUAAACAGUAUAGGAAAAUUCUGAUUUGUGUGAUAAUUGCUUAUUUAAUUUCACUGAUUCUGAGUCCCGCUCUUGCCCCACCAGGAUUGGUAGAUCAGGCCGCUACGGCCGGAAAGGUGUCGCCAUCAACUUUGUAAAGAAUGACGACAUCCGUAUUCUGCGAGACAUUGAGCAGUACUAUUCCACUCAAAUUGAUGAAAUGCCCAUGAAUGGUGAGUAUCUGAUUCUUUGCUUAACCUGGUCCUACUCAGGCAGAUAGCCAUCAUCUUCUUUGGAUUGACUGGUUACAUUGCAUGUAUGAAAUAAAUAGCUGUUCACUAAUCAAACAGAAGCUUUGUGAUUUCAAGAUUGCUGAAGGGCAGGAAGAUAGUCCUUCCAUCACACGCAGCAUGCCAGCUCAGUGAUGAACAGGCUCCAUAAUUGUAUUACUGCUGUACAGUACAGACAGUUUAAAUUGGACCUGUUGUCCCAGCUGGAAUCCUGUUGAUAGAUGAGAGAUGAUAUGGAAUUAUGCACAAAUAUUAAUGCUAAGCAAGCUUGUGCAAAUGUUACUCCUGCCAUACAAUAUAGCAAGGAAAUAAAAACAAAACCCUGAGAGUUCAGAUAUGCUGCUCUCUUAAACUUCCAUCAGCUCCAUCCACAUGCAUUCCCUAUCAAAGUUAGUUGCAUUUUCUUAGCCAUAUACUUCAUAAUGGACUAUGUGGUGGAUAUUAGGAAUCCAGGGCUCUGUGCUCCUCCAUAUUGGACACUUCCCACUGUGCCAGACUGUCUCCCCAGCCUUCUGUGUAUUGCAAUUGCGUCUCUUCCCCUGGUCCCUAACCAUAAUUUCAUCUCUUUGUUCAUGCGCAUAAAGUUGUAAGCCAGAUGUCAAAUGGAUAAAUGUUUGGCUUGACCCUCAAGUAUUGUGAUAAAUACUGUUUGCACUCAGCUCAUUAUCAUGCCUUCAUUAUGUUAUCUCUUUCUUUAAUCUAGUUGCUGACCUUAUUUGAAGGAACAGGAUGGACUGAAGACUUUUAGCUGUGAUUUGUUACAGCACCGGCUGCUGUUCACGGCUUCUUAUCUUAAGACCAGGUUGUUGUAACUCUAAAAUAGCUAUAUGUACAUCUGAUUCAAUUAGGCCUGUACUUCUGAAUAUGGUUCUGAAAGAUCAGAGUUGGUGAAAAGCAUAUUGGAAGCAGCUACAAGUUUGUGGUGAUAUUUUUUUAAAAAAACAUUGUCAUUGUGGGAAUACCCUAAAUGUAGAAAACACUUUUUAAUUUUCUUGAUGGAAGCUGUAAAAGUAGCAUCUCUGUAAAUAAGGUGUUCAUUGUCAUCCUGCCUGCUACUAUCUUUUUUUCUGAUUAAAACAAUGAAGUUUUCAUAUAAAUUCCUUGUCAGCUGAAUGGCAACUGGUGCUUUAGAACAAGUUGUUCUGGUGUUAUGCCUCUCAAACAGGGUCAAAUGAUUUUUAAUUAACAAGUGAAGAGGUCAGUUUAAAUGAAGUUUCUGAUGAUGCUAUUUUAUAUAUUUUCUAAUUAAAGGUGCAGUGCAAGGGAAUGCACUGUAGACAUUUUCAUGCUUUUUUUCACUGUUCUAAAAUCUUAUUUAUGUAUUUAUAGCAGGGAAGUGGUAACUUCCAAUUUGUGUGUAUUGCAAGUACUGAUAAAAGAUUUUACCAUGCCAAAUUUUACGUCAGAUGCAGAGGUAUGUUAAGAUUCACUGCUUUGCUAGAGCAGUACAGAUGACAGUACAGUAUUGCCACAUAGUUAUGUACACUCCGAGUUACCUUAAAGUGACUGUAAUGUAUCAACUAUGGUUAGGCAGCAUUUGCAUGUGGACUUUCAUUCUGUAGUGCUUUUUAAAUGGUUGAAUGCUGUUUCUAGCCUUUAGUGACCAACCUGAGCAUCAUUAUUAAAGUGGUCUUCAUUUGAAGUGUGGACCACAAUAAUGGUUGAGCUCCUCUCCAAGGUGAAUUACAUGAAAGUUAGCAGCCCUAUCUCCCUCAGUGUUCCUGUACAGAAUGCUUACUGUGUUUAAACAUCUGGGGGUUGAAUCCAGUUGGACAGCUUUUGAUCCAGCACAUACCUCUGUUGAUAGUUGACUUUUGCUGAUUCUUCCUCCCCAUUGCAAUACCUCUUUAAAAUUUGUUCCAGAGAGUUGAAGACGCCUUGCAGAACUAGGUGGAAAGCAGUAUGGGGUGGCUGAAGGCUGAGUUGUGAAAAAUAGCCUCCUCCCCUCUUCUUCUUUAGUAGCAGCACCUGCUGGGUCAAAAGCUGUUGGGUUCUCUGCCGUGUAAUGAACUUUGACUGGCACUUAAGUUGCACAGAGAACUGAACACCAUUUUGUAAAAGUUAGUCUCUUAUGCUUACAAAUAACCAUUGCUGGCCAGCACAUCAAGAGAUGCUAUAUAGUUGAUACAGUAAAGUUACAUCAACAUUUCUAAAUAAAAAUCAUGAGUUUAAUUUCAUAUAUACACAAUUGAUUUUAAUAAUGUACCGGAAAAUAAAUUACAGGAAAUAACUUUAAAAUGCAACUGAGGACAAAGUUUCACAACAAACAUUCCCACUGAUUUCCCAUGGGGGUGAGAUUGCAGUGCUCAAGGCAGUAAAUAUCACAAAUAUAUCAAAAAACUCCAAAUUGUGUUGAUGCAUUCACACAUUUACAUGAGCCACAAACAUUCCUUUACAGGGACUGUACUUUGCCUAUCACAGAACCAGGUUUUGCCAUAAACUACAAAACUUUGAUACAAAAUUGUAUUUAUAUAUUUAUAUUUUUUACAUGCCCUGUGGUUUCUUAAAAAAUAACUAGACACACUGUACAGACAAUCCUAACUCAUUGCUUUGUAGCUGUAGGCAACAGUUUUUGUUUUUGGAUGGAUUUUCUCCCCCGCGAGUCGUAUUAAUGGCAUUAUAUAUACAUGAAGGCUAAAACUGCAGAGAAAAAUCUGCUCUCGUUUCUCAAUACGCAUAUCCUGUAGGACAAGGUCUCCAAAGUUUAAAAGGCAAGACAAUGUACACUUGAAGAUAGCUUCCUUGGUUACAAUUGUUACCUCUAAAUGUAAUUUCUGUGGAGAUAAUAUACAUGCAUUUGGGUAAUACUGGUAGAAAAGGCAGAAAAGCAAGGAGUAGCUAAAUGUAGUGGCUCAAACAUGACUCCGCAGCUGACUGCAACCGCUGAUCUGUCAGCUGGAUUCAUCAUGUUAACGGUUUACAAGUGUUCACAAAGUUAAAAUAUUGGAUGGGAUAUUUUGUGGCUACAUACAUUCUGUUAAAAGAUUUCCUUGUAUAGGCUCGAUAAAUUACUUCCCUGAAAAACCCUUUUACAGUGGAUAUGUUUCUGCAAGACAGAGCCCACACCACCUCCCCCUGGGUAUACUAGUGUCGAAGCAGAUACCUCACUUUCCUGUUCUCUGUGGCAUUGGGCUGUGUCUCAGAAGCAAAAAAGAGAAAGCCUUAAAAGCCAUCAAAACUUCUUACCCUGCACCCGCACCCUCCCACAAUGUGACGGCAGCAAACUGAGAAGCCAGUCAGAAUAAUCUACUUCUCUAGAGUCAAUGUAAACUUUGGUUUAUUGAGUUCUCAUUGUACAGCAAGCAAGUCUAGGAUGGGCAGGCAGAUGAAAGGAGAUGAAUGGUCAAUCUGUCUUUAAUCUGGCAUGCUGAGACAUCUGUUCAGUCAGGCCUGCUUUGAGAGAGUUUGUAACCGAUUGUCUCAUAGUAUCCUCAAUCAAAUUAUCACCAAGAGGUUUUAUCACCUGCAGCAUGAGAAAUGUACAAAAAUAAAUAAAUAAACGUAACUCAAAACCCCAAACCCGCUGAAACAUAAAAAAAGAAAUUAGACAGAACAAAAAUUAAAAUCAUGUAUGAAAUGCAUCCCAAAGUAUAAUAC